This is a messenger RNA of Cordyceps fumosorosea ARSEF 2679, 768 nucleotides long. RefSeq lists its product as hypothetical. The record is from RefSeq and is a predicted model, not a curated record. Bases 1 to 768 code for a protein of 255 amino acids. The transcript has a single exon. Lineage: Eukaryota; Fungi; Ascomycota; Sordariomycetes; Hypocreales; Cordycipitaceae.
AUGAAGGUCACCGCUAUCCUCUUCUUCGCCGCGGCGCUGGGGUCUGCAAGCCCCGUAGGAACGCGCAGCCACUCGAUGCAAGCCCGGGCCGGGCAAUGCGACUGCUCCAAGCCCUUCCGCGCCGGGAACCGCUUUGACGACGCGUGCCCGGCCGGCUACAAGGACAUAUCGAGAAACUUCUUCACCAUCUCCUGCGUGCAGGCCGGCUGCUCCGAGGACGAAUUCGAAGCCCAGUGCAACGCCGGCGAGCCCGCCUCCGCGCCUCCGGCCGUGGUGGAGCAGCCGGCGCAGGAGGAGGAGGAGGAGGAGGAGGAGGAGGAGACGCCGGCAACCCUCCCGGGCGGCGCGCAGGGGGCCGGGCAAUGCGACUGCUCCAAGCCCUUCCGCGCCGGGAGCCGCUUUGACGACGCGUGCCCGGCCGGCUACAAGGACAUAUCGAGAAACUUCUUCACCAUCUCCUGCGCGCAGGCUGGCUGCUCCGAGAGCGACUUUGAAGCUCAGUGCGGUGCCGAUCAGCCUAGGCCGGCGCCCGCCCCCGCGCCCCCGGCAGUGGUGGCGGAGCAGCCUACGGGGAAGACGCCGGCAGCGCCCCCGGGCGCGCAGAGCGCGUGCGACUGCUCCAAGUCCUUCUUCGCCAAAGCUGAUCCUGUCGACAAUACCUGCCCGGCUGCCUACAAGGACAUCUCAAAGUCCUCCUUUUCGGUCAGCUGUGCGCAGGUCGGGUGCUCCAAGGGCGACUUCGAGGCUCAGUGCGGAGUCAGGCCGUAA